GAUCGACUUAGAAUUUCAGCCUUGUCCUUGGAAUCGCAAAGAUGGUGGCCACAGAUUCAGUAUCGGUGUUCGCGGAAGGCACAUUUUCUGAGCAGAUUCGCGAGCUGGUGGACUACCUUGCUCGCGGCCGCCCAGAGGAGGAACGACCGGCUUACGUUCAGCCUUUUACAGACAUUUUAGAGACCGCGGAAGGUCAGCCUGCAAUCGAGGAAGAUGAGGCACGACGGAAGAAUGUGUUCACGAUGGUUCUGGGAGAAGUGAAUGGGCUCGGGGAUGGUUCAGAGAAGGAGAUCGAGGGAUUCUUCAACUUACUUUUUGCGCAUUUCAUCACUCUUCUUCCUCUUGACUCUUCCGACGCGAAAGCGCGUCUCGUCAGUCUCUUGCAAACGAUCGCAGGCUCUCCCGAUCAAAGUAUCAUCAAGUAUCGGAUACUGUCAAACUUCUUCAAUGCGCUUCCUCGUCGAUCGAACCUCCGUCUGCUCGUCUACAAGACGUUGCUUGAGCUUGCAAGCACACAUGAUGAGCUCGAACUGCUUGGCCUCUCACGCGGAGAUGUAGAGAAGUGGGCGUCUGAGUGGGACAUUUCUGUUGAGGAAAAGAGCGAAUUCCUUCAAUCCGUUGCCUCCGCUUAUACAAAGAGCGGUCAGCCAGAAAUCGCCUUUGGCUAUACCCUUUCAUACGUCCGUUCUCUCCCCUCCUCAUCGCCAAAUGCUCAGACUGCCGCCGUGGACGCCAUCGUGGAUGCCCUCCGCCUUCCCUUGUACUUCGACUUCGAUGCUUUCUUCCGUCUGGACGCUGUCGUCGCAGCAAAGGACCACGAGCUGUUCUCUCUCCUCCAGAUUUUCUUGAACGACGGCUUACCCGAGUACAAAGCAUGGGAGGAGGGUCAUGCGGACGCGUUCGCAAAGUAUGGCUUAGAGAGGCCGCAGCUCGAGCGUAAGGUUCGCCUGCUCAGCCUGGCGACCCUUGGCUUCCAGAACAUUGGACAUCACCUGCCAUACUCCACGAUUGCCUCGACGCUGCAGGUUGAGCAGUCCGACGUGGAGCGAUGGGUCAUCGAUGUGAUCCGCGCUGGCCUGCUGUCAGGCCGCCUCUCACAAACCUCACAGACACUGCAUGUCACUCGAGCCGGCAUACGCGCGUUCGAGCGCCCACAGUGGGAGCUGCUGGAGAAGCGCUUGCUCGCCUGGAAGACUGGCCUGGCAGGCGUGCUGGACGUCAUCGCAGACGCAAGAAGGAAAGGUGGUGCCGAAGCGGUUGCUAGUACGAGCACCGCUUCCCCGGCAGGGACCGAGGUGCCUGUACCUGCGCCUACGCCUGCGCCUGCGCCGCCAGCGGCUGCCGCGGCGUAAUUAUCAGGUGGAGUCUACAUACAAAAGGGAGCUCUGUUCCCAUAUUGCGGACGGGGUAUAGGAGAGAUGUACUAGUGCUGUAUCCUAAUGAACCUCGGCACUGAAGGACAAGCCGAUUUGCACAAAUAUUGGUCUACGGGAAAGUUCAUGGAGCGCUCGACAGCAAUGCAAUAAUUCGGUAUGACAUCUAAUGAAGACACUCGUCCAUUACCACUCUCCAUCGAAGCCGAUGAAUCCUGUCAACAGGAACAACGGGAAGAACCGCUUUUUUUCCAGCGAGGAACACCAGUUCCACGCGCUCGUCAGCCGUCCGUCGAUGCAUGAGCCAGCGUCGUAGUAGUUGCCGGCCCCUGAACCGUCGAACC
Molecule: messenger RNA, 1717 nt
Organism: Laetiporus sulphureus 93-53
Lineage: Eukaryota; Fungi; Basidiomycota; Agaricomycetes; Polyporales; Laetiporaceae
Product: PCI-domain-containing protein
Exons: 8
Coding region: 42-1352 (436 amino acids)
Biological process (GO): cytoplasmic translational initiation
Cellular component (GO): cytoplasm; eukaryotic translation initiation factor 3 complex
Molecular function (GO): translation initiation factor activity
Source: RefSeq, a predicted model, not a curated record